Messenger RNA from Necator americanus (New World hookworm), 552 nucleotides. RefSeq lists its product as uncharacterized. The coding region runs from base 1 to 552 and encodes 183 amino acids. The transcript is spliced from 6 exons. The record is from RefSeq and is a predicted model, not a curated record. Lineage: Eukaryota; Metazoa; Nematoda; Chromadorea; Rhabditida; Ancylostomatidae.
AUGAGCCCAAUAGCGGCUCGAGGUCUUCUGAAACCUGCAUCGUUCAUGAUGCCGGCACUUCGCGAGUCUCAUGCAGCAUUAUUCCGCAAGAGACCAGCUCAGCUUAUCGUGAACCGGAUUAAGGAUAUCUGCCACUUCUAUUUCAUUGGAAUUGGCAUUCUUCCUGUUAUUCUAUGCUUAACGUACAAUCAUAUUGUGUACGGUACAUGCGAGCUUCGAGAUUAUCCAGAGGGCGAAUCUCCCCACUAUUGGCAAUUCGAAAGAACACCUGUUCGUCAGUGGUGGGCGAAAUGGUUCGGCGUUUCGGACAUCGAGCAUCAUGAGCGAAAUCUCGCUUAUUACGAAAAACUAGGAAUUCAGGCUAGAUGGAGGCAAAUCGAGCAACAUGGCAUGCGUUGCGCAUCCGUGACCAAUACGAGCAGCAUGGACACUAUCCACAGUAGUGCAUUAGGCCUGCGCUUUUGGGUGUCUUCGAGUGACUCCUUCGGAUACCAAUUCUUUUUUUUUCUUGGAGUUGAUGUUGUUUAUUUAGUACUUUGUAGUUGUAUAUAG